Molecule: messenger RNA, 3738 nt
Organism: Camelus dromedarius (Arabian camel)
Lineage: Eukaryota; Metazoa; Chordata; Mammalia; Artiodactyla; Camelidae
Gene: SLC36A2
Product: solute carrier family 36 member 2
Exons: 12
Coding region: 624-1817 (397 amino acids)
Biological process (GO): L-alanine transport; proton transmembrane transport; proline transmembrane transport
Molecular function (GO): glycine transmembrane transporter activity; amino acid:proton symporter activity; L-proline transmembrane transporter activity
Source: RefSeq, a predicted model, not a curated record
CGAGCUGAGCGUCGGAGAGCGCGAGAUCCCGAGUGCCCUGAUUGUGGGCUUGUGAGGCACCGCUCAGUUUUACACUUGUCGUAUUUUCUUUAGUACGUCUCUAUGACCAUAUGUUGCUUUUAUAAUCGAGAAAUAAUACAUCUUUUUAAAAAAUCAUCACCUCGUAUUUUUAGACGUUCACUCAGAUAUUGGUGGUUGCAACCGGAAAUGGGACUGUGAGCAAAGCCAGAAGAUAAAGAGAAUCUACAGAUACCAAGACAAACAGCAAAAACUCUCCUAAAUCUGGUUUGGAUAAGGAAAGGGGAGAUGAUGAGGAUGACAGAAAAAUUUGCACAGAUGAGCCAAAUUUGCCCCAAUCCAUCUGUGGCAACAGAAAAGAAGGGACUGGAAAUACAUGUGUUGGUUUUGCUUCUUGAAAACAAGAUGUGGGACUGUGCCCAGUUUCUGCUCAUCCUAUAUGGGGGGAUAUUGGUGAUCACCACCCAAGACCUCCGAGGCCUUGGACUACCUCAAGUUUGGGGCCACCACCCAGAGCAUUCCAGACCUUGGUUCACCUGGUGAAAGGUAACAUAGGCACAGGGAUCCUGGGACUACCCCUGGCUGUGAAGAAUGCAGGCAUCCUGAUGGGCCCGCUCAGUUUGCUGGCCAUGGGCCUCAUCUCCUGCCAUUGUAUGCACAUCCUGGUCAGGUGUGCCCAGCACUUCUGCCACAGGCUUAACAAACCGUUUAUGGACUACGGGGAUACAGUGAUGCAUGGACUAGAAGCCAGCCCCAGCAGCUGGCUCCGGAACCAUGCACAUUGGGGAAGGCAUAUCGUGAGCUUCUUUCUCAUAGUCACCCAGCUGGGCUUCUGCUGCGUGUACAUUGUGUUUCUGGCCGAUAAUUUAAAACAGGUAGUGGAAGCAGUUAAUGGCACCACCAGCAACUGCCAUGACAACAUGACAGUGAUCCUGAUGCCCACCAUGGAUUCACGACUCUACAUGCUCACCUUCCUGCCCUUCCUGGUGCUGCUGGCCCUCGUUCGGAACCUCAGGAUCCUGACCAUCUUCUCCCUGUUGGCCAACAUCAGCAUGCUGGUCAGCUUAAUCAUCAUCAUCCAGUACAUCACCCAGGGAAUUCCAGACCCCAGCCAGUUGCCACUGGUAGCAAAUUGGAAGACCUACGCUCUCUUUUUUGGAACAGCCAUUUUUUCAUUUGAAAGCAUUGGCGUGGUUCUGCCCCUGGAAAACAAGAUGAAGGAUGCCCGCCGCUUCCCAGUCAUCCUGUCUUUGGGGAUGUCCAUCAUUACUGCCUUGUACAUCAGCAUCGGGACUCUAGGCUACCUGAGGUUCAGAAAUGACAUCAAGGCCAGCAUAACCCUUAACCUGCCCAACUGCUGGCUGUACCAGUCGGUCAAGCUCCUCUACAUCAUUGGCAUCCUGUGCACCUAUUCCCUGCAGUUCUACGUCCCUGCAGAAAUCAUUAUUCCCUUUGCCAUCUCCAAGGUGUCACAGCGCUGGGCACUGCCUCUGGACUUGUCCAUCCGCCUCGUCAUGGCCUGCCUGACAUGCAUCUUGGCCAUCCUCGUCCCCCGCCUGGACCUGGUUCUCUCCCUGGUGGGCUCCGUGAGCAGCAGUGCCCUGGCCCUCAUCAUCCCGCCCCUCCUGGAGAUUGUCACCUACUACUCAGAGGGUAUGAGCCUCCUCACUAUCAUCAAGGACGCCCUGAUCAGCAUCCUGGGCUUCGUGGGCUUUGUGAUGGGUACCUACCAGGCCCUGGACGAGCUGAUCCAGUCAGAACAUUUUCUCACCUUUCCCAACUCCACCACUUUUACUUAGUGAAAAUGGCACUGCUUCUUACCCACCAGCACCUGACUUUUAAUGAUAUAAAUCUCUUUUAUAUGCAUUUAUAUGUAUUUUGCUGUUUUACCUUUCUCUGGGCUAAGCCACAAUGAAACAAGCACAGACUCACCAGCUACAAAGUCUAGAUGGUAAUUUUUUAACUUUUUUCUUUUCUUCCACCUCUAGCUUUCCACUACAUUGAGAGCUCUCCCAUGGAAAUCUCUUGUUUCCGUCCAACUUUUUGGUAAUUCACAUGAUGAAUUUCAUACCUUGAGGGGGUUAUGCAAGAGGAAGCUACCAGGGGGCAUCCAAGAAGCAGCAGCUGACAGAAGGAGGUGCAGCCAGCUAAGGCUGAUCAUGAUUUGACAGACAAAUGGUUUCCUCUUUUCCAGAUAUGUUUAAAGAGCAAAGAUUAGGAGUGGGGACAUAUCCAUAAUCCAGCAAGGUGUCACAGCUCCAUUGUCAGAGGAGCUCCAUUGCCAGAGGUCCAAUGUAAGCUGCAAAUCUCAGACAAAAAGGAGCCAUCAUAUUUAAGUCUGGGGCAAUAAACCUUCUAAACUACUAGAUAAAGUUUGGCCCAGUUUAAAGACCUCAACAAAGGACAGGCAUCAUGGAAGUGGAUGUAACAAUGGCAGGCAGGAGGGGAUGGACAAUGACAUUAUUUAACAUUAUUUACCUCAAUUCUUUUUUUAAAUUGAAGUAUAGUUGAUUUACAAUGUUAUGUUAGUUUCAGGAGUACAGUAAAGGCCAAAAGGCACAUGAAAAAUGCAAAAGAUGCUCAAUAUAUCUAUUAUUAGAGAAAUGCAGAUUAAAACCACAAUGAGGUAUCAUCUCACACCAGUCAACAAGCAUUCUUGAUUACCUACACUAUGCCAAGCACAGUUCAAAGCUCUUAUAGUAGAUUAUAAAAAUAGCCACAGAUUCCUCUUGACGGUGUAUCUUUGCAGCUUCUCCUAUCAAGAGGUGAAAUCUAUAUCUCUACCCUUUGAAUCUUUUCUUGGCCUUGUAACUUACUUUGGCCAAUGGGACAUUAAUAAAUGUGAUGUAAACAGAUGUUCGGUGAUGGCUUGUGCAUCGGGACCUUCAUCUCGAUGCUCUGUGGAGCCAGGAGCACCAGGUGAAGAAGCCAGGGCUAGCCUACCUGGAGGAUGAGAGACCAUGUGGAGCAGAAAUGAAUCAUCCCAGGUGAGCCCCAUCUCCCAGAACAACCAGCCUGCUGACUUCUGACACGUGAGUGAAGUAUCCUAGACUAUAUACAGCCCUAGUCAAGCUGGCCCAGCCCAUAGGUAUUGCUCAGAUGAUUCACAGAAUUAUGAGAAAUAAUAAAUGUGUUUAGUUUUAAGGUAUAAGAUGUGGAAGUUUUUAUGCAGUGAAAGCCAACUGAUACUUCACUCCAAAGAGGAUACACGAAUGAGUAAGAAAAGAAUCUCUGUCCUCAAGCUGACCUGCUGUCUACUGGGAAAGAAUGACAGGUCAUUAACUAAGUCACUACCAUCAUAGGUCCUUAUAAGGUCAGGGGGACACUUAACUGUUCUGGAGUACUGAGCAUGACUUUCCCAGGUGGCACCAUUUGAGCUGGAUUUUUGAGUAGAACUUGGGUCUCCCAACACUGAAUCUGGUCCUCAUUCCUCUCAGUCCUGCUGCCUUGACAAUGCUGUGCCUUUCCUCAUGUCUGAUCUUGGCUGGCAGCCAGGGGCCCCUCAACCCAACACACCACUUCAACUUUCCUGGUGGUUACUGCUCCCUCCAUCCCCACUAAAACUACUAAAAUUUGGAAAAGGCACCUAGAUAAAUGAGAUGUUGUAGGCAGAUCUGUAGUUCAUUGGUGGUAGAGAAUUUCUCAUUAUACUCUCUGUGGUUUGGGGGAGUGACCCAUGCUUGUUUCAGCCUCGGUUUUAAGGGAACAUUUUUAAAAACC